AUGAACGGUCGCAGGCUCCCCAGCGCGCUGUUGCGCAUAUGCCUGAUAAUUUUCCUAUGCGGAGCAGAGAUAGUUAUCGCACAGGGAGAUGGGACAAGCAAUAACAGAUUCAUCAAUCCGCCGGCCGCCAAUUCGGCUGAAAAUCCCGUCUGGGUCCUUGGGGAGGAGCAGGUGGUCUCCUGGAUGACUACCUGGACGACGUUCAACAUAUCUCUCUGGCAUCAGUCUCUUGGCAAGCAAACAGCAGUUAGCGUGGGUAAUAUCUAUACCCAGAUUGAGGACAUUGGGGUCACAAAUUUUACCUGGAAGGUACAGACAUACGGCGCUAGCAUUGAAGACUCACCAAUCUUCUUUUUCUGGAUAAACGCCAAUCCCACAAGCCCCGGAUUCAGACUCACAUCGAAUUACUUCAAUAUAACCGACAAACCACGUGCCUCGAGUACUUCGACUUCAUUUACAGCAACUUCUACAUCCGAACCGAUGUCAACAAGCUCAUCAACAACAAGCACCACAUCAUCUGCUCCGACCGAGACCUCCCAAGCAUCCUCGUCCUCUAAGUCCGGCCUCGAUCCAUCUGCUAAAGUAGGACUUGGUGUUGGUGUUGGCAUUGGGGUUCCAGCUAUUGCGCUGCUUGCGGUGCUCACUUAUCUUAAAUAUCGCCAGUCUCGGUCGCGAAGGAGGGCAAUUCCGCCUAUGGAACCAACAUUUGCGCAGAUGCAACAACCAUGGACCCAGCCCCCUGCCCCGCAACCACCGAAAGAAUUGCCUGGAAGCCAGGUCACCGAAUGGCGUUCGGAAUUACCGGACCAUUCAUACUAG
Messenger RNA from Aspergillus caelatus, 819 nucleotides. RefSeq lists its product as uncharacterized. The record is from RefSeq and is a predicted model, not a curated record. Lineage: Eukaryota; Fungi; Ascomycota; Eurotiomycetes; Eurotiales; Aspergillaceae. Bases 1 to 819 code for a protein of 272 amino acids. The transcript is spliced from 2 exons.